AUGAACCGCAACACUCCAUUUUCGUCCCCCUUGAUCUCACCCGAUGAGCUUCAUCGUGCUCUGACGACCCCCCAAAAUCUCCGCAUCAUUCUCAUAGCGGCCGGGAGGCAAUCUGCCCUUCAAUCUUAUGAAUCUAAACAUAUACCAGGCUCUGUGUUUUUCAACAUGGACGUAGCCAGAGAUGCCGGCGCUAAAUACCCGUUGAUGCUGCCAACGCCUAGGCAGUUCUCCGACUAUACGCACGAGCUGAACAUCCGUUCUGAUGAUGUUUUGGUAGUAUAUGAUACUUUUGAAACAGGCCUUUACUUUGCUCCGCGCGUUGCAUGGGCCUGUCAGCAUUUCGGCCACAAAGAAGUUUACGUGUUGAAUAACUUUGCUCGAUACGUGCAGGGUGGAUUUCCAGUCUCAAAUGGACCCUUAUUACUUCCGGAAAGGCUCUCAACAUCAGUAGAAUACCCUGAAACUUCAUCUAUCAACAUGAAAGAAGUGGUGUCCUUCGAUGAAAUGUGCGAUAUCAUCAAUAAUCAAGGCCUCGAAGAGAGAUACCAGAUUAUCGACGCGCGACCAGCUGAUCGGUUUUCGGGGAGCUAUAAGGGUCCGGACGGACCACUUCCUUCUGGCCAUAUGCCGAAUUCAAUCAACAUCCCGUUUUCUUCAAUUUUGAGUCCGGAAAAGGCCAUAUUACCACCAACGGAUCUCAAGGCGCUCUUCGCCAUGGCUGGUGUGCAGGAACAUAUACCAAUUGUCUUGUCUUGCAAUUCUGGAACCACUGCUACUGGCAUUUAUUGGGCGCUACGUACAUGUGGAAUAGAAGUGGAAACCAGACUUUACGAUGGAAGCUGGUUCGAAUGGGUAGACAAAGCAGAUGAGGGUAUGAUCGUGAUAGAGUGA
This is a messenger RNA of Penicillium angulare, 891 nucleotides long. RefSeq names its product sulfurtransferase. Gene Ontology annotation, molecular function: thiosulfate-cyanide sulfurtransferase activity. Gene Ontology annotation, cellular component: mitochondrion. The transcript is spliced from 2 exons. The coding region runs from base 1 to 891 and encodes 296 amino acids. NCBI's taxonomy places the organism in Eukaryota, Fungi, Ascomycota, Eurotiomycetes, Eurotiales, Aspergillaceae. Gene Ontology annotation, biological process: transsulfuration. The record is from RefSeq and is a predicted model, not a curated record.